CCGGCCCCCUCCCUGGCCCCGGCCCCAGACCUGGACCCGGACCCGGACCCAGAUCCCGACCUCCACGGCAACGAGGAGCAGUAUGUGAGCGAGGGCGUCUCCAGCCAGCUUGACACACACCCGGCUCCGCCCGACUGCAGGGACGCCGAGACCAUCACAGAUGUGUGCAACAGCACCGACCUGCCAGAGUUUGAGAUCAUCAGUCUUCUAGAGGAGCAGUUGCCGGUGUACCGGCUGCGUGCUGACACCGUCUACGGCUACGAGCACGAUGACUGGCUGCACACUCCCCUCGUCGCCCUGGACGCCAGGCUCGACCUGACCACCGAGCAGAUCGAAGAGACGCUCAAAUACUUCUUGCUAUGUGCAGACAGAGUGGGCCAGAUGACGAAGACCUACAGUGACAUCGAUGCUGUCACACGUCUGUUGGAGGAGAAAGAGAGAGAUUUGGAGUUGGCUGCAAGAAUCGGCCAGUCGCUUCUCAAGAAGAACCGACGUCUGACUGAGCAGAAUGACUAUCUGGAGGAGCAAGUGGCACAAAUCACAGAGGAGGUGGCCCAGCUGCACCACGAGCUGAACCUGAAGGAUGAGCUGCUGCAGUUUUACACCAAUGCAGCGGAGGAGAGCGAGGACGAGUCCAGCAGCUCCCCGACGGGGAAGAAAAGUAAAGUGGAAACUGCUUCAGGAGGCACACUCCAGACGAAAGUCAAAGAGCUGGAAGAGGAAAACCUCUCACUCCGCUCAGAGGCACACCAUCUGAAAUCAGAGACUGAAAUUUAUGAAGAAAAGGAGCAGCAGCUUGUCAAUGAAUGUGUGAAAGAGCUCCGGAUGUCCGGUCUCCAAAUCUCCACCAUAGCGGAGGAAUUGUCUCGUAAGACUGAGGACGCUUCCCGCCAGCAAGAGGAGAUCACACACCUCCUCUCUCAGAUAGUAGACCUGCAGAAGAAAGCCAAAUCUUAUGCGGUGGAGAAUGAGGAGCUUUCUCAGCACCUGGUGGCAGCUAAGGAUGCCCAAAGGCAGCUUACAGCAGAGCUCCAGGAGUUGGAUGAGAAGUAUUUAGAGUGUAUAGAGAUGCUGCAUGAGGCCCACGAGGAGCUGAAGAACCUGAGGAACAGAAACUUCCCUGCAGGGACCCCUCGCCGCUUCCAUCCUCUGGGACUGUACCCGAUGGAUUCUCUGGCAGCUGAGAUUGAGGGAACAAUGAGGAAGGAGAUGAGCCUGGACGACCCCGAGUGUGAGGAACAGAAGAUCCAUCGGAGGCGCGUGUUUGAGACAGUGAAGAACAUCAACCAGACAGUCCGCCAGCGCUCUCUGACCCCAACCAACGCCAACAUCCCGGGCUCCAACCAGUCUCUGUCAGCGCGUACGUCGCCGCAGUCCAGUGGCCUCUGCACACCUCACUCCAGCGUGUACGGAGGUGACGUCAGCGGGGACGGUUUGGCACUUGACAACCGAACACAGAGCAUCCUGAUGGAGACGGCAGCCAAUCAGGAUAGCAGCACAGAAGGCCGAGAGAAGAAGGCCAGCGGAGCGGAGGACCUGCGGCUCGCCCUGCGCCGCCUGUCCCUGCGUCGACAAAACAACCUGAGCGAGAGGCGCUUCAUGGGAGAGGAGAGGGAGCGGAGACGGGGAGUAUACGGAGGUCUGCAUGAUUCCCUGGUCCAGGAGAGCCCCUCGUUGACCCCCUCAGAAAGCAUCAUGUCCCUUGGGAACCUCCACCUUUGGGCCUCACGAGGGCCCUACCUCCCUGACAAGCUCCAGAUCGUCAAACCGCUUGAAGGCUCUGCCACGCUGCAUCACUGGCAGCAGUUAGCCCAGCCGCACCUCGGUGUGAUUCUGGACGCCAGGCCGGGAGUCGUGCCGAAGGGCUACAGACCCCUUGAACUAGAGCUGGAGCAGGUAUAUCCAUGGGGUGGCUUUGAGGAGGAGGAACCGGGGGAGCAAUACUUCCAGAAUCUGCCCACCUCCUCCUCCUCCUCCGCCUCCGCCUCCGCCUCGCCAGCCGUGCCCUCCACCUCCGGCACGUGUUACACAUACCUCGGGCCGCCUCCGCCCAGCCUCGUUCCACCUUCUCCACCAUCCCCGUCCCCAUCGCCACAUCUCAGCAACACCGACAUCCUGGCUGCAUACUACCCAGGUAAAUGCAUGGCCCACACCAGCUCUACCUACACCUUCACAACGUGUCGGAUCCUCCACCCAACCGAUGAGCUGACGCGGGUCACGCCAAGUCUAAACUCAGUCCCAGCGACGUCCUCCUGCGUGAUGACCAGCACCCUGUUGGGAACUCCGGCUGUUACACCCUGCACACCCCGCAGGCUCGGUCUCAGGCCGUCCGAGUCCUCAACUAACCUCAGAGAUGCAACACGCACCACCAGCACCUCUCUGGGGUUAGUGCGCCUCCUCCAGGAGAGAGGGAUCUCAGCUGCAAUGUAUCACCAGAGCCAGGGCCUGGAGUACGGUCAGGGCAACGGAGGAGUCCUAUUCAGCACCUCCAUCACCCCUAACCGAGCGCCCAACCCCGACCCUCUGCACCCCUCUACCCCUCCCAGCUCGCCCACAGGACAGGGCGCUUCAGCUGUGCCAACGUCUGCGGGCUUCGACUUCAAGAGCCCUUCCUACGACAACUUUCUGACCUCCAAACCGGCCCGCUCCAUUCUGAAGGAGGUGACGGGGAGGAUGAGGGGCAGGCAGAGAGGGAAGGAUUGCGAAAGCCAGACGGACGUUAGCGUUACCGUCCACAACCUCAACCUGCUGGACAAGGUGAAGCGGCUGGGUGUGGCUGGAGGUCCAGGAAGCAGAGCAAUGAGUCCCGGCCCCAUCCUGGGGCCUCUGGGCGGGCUGCGCAGAUCCGGCUCCCCUUUUGGGCCCGAUGGAAUGAGGAGGAACCCGAGUUAUCCAUCCAUGGUCGGGCCCAGCAUGGCCAUGAAAGCCCCGGGGCCCCAGGAGUAGUCUGGACUGCUGCUGGCCAUUAGAGAGUAGGGCCACGGACCGACUGUUGAUCAGUCACCCGGAGCCCAAACACUGACUCACACUGUUCAUACUGUAUGACAACAACGUGGCACUACUGUCUCUUAUCACUGCUGUGGUUCCUCACAGACACUAUCCAUGCUUUAGUGCUUUUAGGAGGUGACUCAGAGUUUUCCAACUCUGAAAACCACGCUAACCAGAGGGGACAACAAUCAGCGACACACAAAGAAAUAACUCGUACCAGUUUAUACAUACAGUCUAUGGUUUAAGUUCGCCCGCUAUGGCAACGGUGCACAUAUAAAUGGCCGUUGCUCUACACAUCCAGCUACAUUGAUUUGAAUGUGAAUGUCCCUUCUACUCACAUUUUAUUUCUAUGGCGCCACAUUAUGCAACCAAGGGCUAAAAGGCUAACACAAUGCCUAUAGCUAGCUAAAACCACUUGAUUUCAGCAUGUCAAAGAAUUAAUGCAAGCUAAUGUUAGCUGUGUGUUGCAGCUAAGGCACCUGCCAACAUAUUACUGCACAGCUUUCUGUUUUAUCCACAAUACAUUAUAAGACAAGUUGCAUAUUGUCAAAAUGCAUUAGCUUAACUUACAGAAAUAUAGUUACCCUAAAAGUGACAUUUAGACAAAAUGAUUGCUACACAAAGUCUUUAUUCCGAGUCUUAUUUCUGAUGAUGGCUCACUUUUGUCUUCUUAAAGACUUUUUCGGUUCUAGUAAAAACGUAGUUCUGGGUUCUUUACCCUGUUGGUAGUUCAUCUCACCACACAGCAGCUUUCAGACUUUUUUCUGUUGUUUGCUAGCCGACGAAAAGUGACAAGAAGGAACCUUCACGCAAUAUAAAGAUAAUGGAGAGCAAUGAAUUGUUUGGGCAGGACUUAGUGCUCUGUCUCAAGAGCAAAAUAAUUUAACCCAAAUUGUUUUCUGAUAUAUGCAGCUAUGCAGAUUUGGUUUUAUGCGCUCAUAUUAUGAAACAUCUCUGAAAUGUCUCAGAGAUGUGUUAGUUUGACUCACAUAUGUACAAAUCUGGGAAUUUAAAACCAAUUUUAUAUAAUUACAUUUUAUGUAAUUGGGUGAACUGACCCAUUAAAAUCAGAAUAUCGAUAUAAAUAUAUAUAUCUAUUGAGAUAUCGCCCACUGCUCUCCACUCACAUCGCUGCUUUGGAGACUGACUCUGCUGGCUGGAUGUAGUACUCCCACUCUUGCCUUUUCUGAAAAACAUCCACAAAAUCCCACUCACAUCCAGACAGCUGCACUCUGUUAAAUCUGCCAUCGCACUAGUUGGCUCCUUGUAGUCUCUGUAGCACUAAAACAUGCGUUUCUUCUUCUCUGUUACUGGAUUAAGAUCCACCAUUUUAUAAAUGAUUCAAAACUUUACACCAAAUAUGUGAAAAUACAUCACCCUUACCUUCACUCUCUCCCCCAUCAGUCUUACCCCUUCCUAAAUCCCUCCUGAAGUGAUUAGGUGUGAGUCCGACAUGUCGCUUUCAACAAAUCAUGAAAUAGAUUUUAAGUCAGUAUUGAAGAUACUUUGGUUUACUUUCCUAAUUGGCCAUUAGACGGGGAAGUUGUUGCGCCCACUGAACGGGACGGAUCGAUGCGCUGAGGCCACAGCUCUCAGAGAGGACGGAGAGAGGGAUGAGGGAAGUGGCAAAUCAGCCAUUGUGGUCAGAAGCUUUUGGAGAAAUGAAGCAAUAUAGUGCCUCGACCCUCUAUUUUUUGAUCAUUAUUUGUUCUUCUUGUGUUGGACCAAAGGUGGUGAAGAGUCGUUGUUGCACUUGUGUUUAUUUAUUUAAAUAAAUCCUAUGAAUUUAACCUAUUUUUCAUUUUUUUCGUGCUCACUGUAUAUACUGUUCAUUGUCACUAAAUUGUCAUUACUGGCUCACUCACUCAUAAAGGAAUCAUUAUAGUGCGUAUCCAAGAAACACACAUCACUGUAAGUAAUUGGGGUAAUCAUGUAAUGAGUUGUUUUUUUUUCAAAUAAAAAUUCUGUAUCUGAA
Anarrhichthys ocellatus (wolf-eel) is the source of this 4963-nucleotide messenger RNA. It is a transcript of the gene trak1b, whose product is annotated as trafficking protein, kinesin binding 1b. Bases 382 to 2946 code for a protein of 854 amino acids. Lineage: Eukaryota; Metazoa; Chordata; Actinopteri; Perciformes; Anarhichadidae. The transcript is spliced from 18 exons. The record is from RefSeq and is a predicted model, not a curated record. Gene Ontology annotation, biological process: anterograde axonal transport of mitochondrion; endosome to lysosome transport; vesicle transport along microtubule. Gene Ontology annotation, cellular component: dendrite; cytoplasmic vesicle; mitochondrion. Gene Ontology annotation, molecular function: myosin binding; GABA receptor binding.